This is a messenger RNA of Solea solea (common sole), 1852 nucleotides long. Its product is annotated as solute carrier family 35 member F2-like. The record is from RefSeq and is a predicted model, not a curated record. The transcript is spliced from 9 exons. Gene Ontology annotation, biological process: transmembrane transport. Gene Ontology annotation, molecular function: transmembrane transporter activity. Gene Ontology annotation, cellular component: membrane. The coding region runs from base 131 to 1252 and encodes 373 amino acids. Lineage: Eukaryota; Metazoa; Chordata; Actinopteri; Pleuronectiformes; Soleidae.
UUCAGUGUGAGACUGCAACGCGUGGAUGUUUAUUCAGUGACAUUUGAACAACUAUGAUAUUAAAUCGCAUCUGGAGAGUUUACCCACAUCUGCCAUGACUGAAGACAAAAACGGUUAGGAUCACAAAGAAAUGGAGGGUCAGGCAGAGGAGAGACUGUGUGGGAAAUGGAGGGUCGCAUGUGGUUUGUACAAUUACAACCUGAGGGAUGUUUUCACAUGGCAUCUGCUGAAGACAGUUCUCAUGGGCCAGGUGUUGUCUCUGCUCAUCUGUGGGACGGCAGUGAGCUCUCAGUACCUGGCUACCGCCAAGGUGGAGACGCCAAUGCUGCAGAGUUUCCUCAACUAUGCCCUGCUGCUGCUCGUCUACACCACCAUCCUCAUUGCGCGCAAAGGUGAAAGAAACAUCGUACAGAUUUUGAAGACAAAGUGGUGGAAGUAUUUGGUGAUGGGUUUGGCAGAUGUGGAGGCCAACUAUGCAGUUGUGCGUGCUUACCAGUAUACCACCCUGACAAGUAUCCAGCUGCUGGACUGUUUCGUGAUCCCAGUGCUGAUGCUGCUCUCCUGGUUCUUCCUGAAGACUCGCUACAGGCUGGUCCACUUUAUAGCCGUGGCGGUGUGUUUGUUGGGUGUGGGGGCCAUGGUAGGAGCCGACAUUGUGGCCGAAAGAAACCAGGGGUCCACCAGUUAUGUUGUGCUGGGAGACGGUUUGGUCCUCCUCAGCGCCGCCCUCUACGCUGUAUCCAACACGUGUCAGGAGUACACGGUGAAGAACCUGAGUCGGGUGGAGUUCCUGGGCAUGAUGGGACUCUUUGGGACGCUCAUCAGUGGCGUGCAGCUUGCUGUGCUGGAAAUCCCUGCAGUUUCAGCGAUAAAGUGGGACCUCCAUAUUUCCAUGCUGUUCGCCGUCUACGCCCUGUGCAUGUACGCCCUCUACAGCUUCAUGCCCGUGGUUGUGAAGUUGACCAGCGCUACUGCAGUCAACCUCUCUCUGCUCACCGCUGACCUCUUCAGCCUCUUCUGUGGCCUUUACUUCUUCCACUUCAAGUUCUCCGCCUUGUACAUCAUCUCGUUUGUCGUCAUCACCGUGGGGUUCAUCAUGUUCAACGCCGUUCCCACGUACACCGUUCUGCCCGACGACGACCCAGCCGAUCCCUCGGCUGAUCGGCCCGAUCCCAGCCCCGCAGAUUACCUGCUCGCCGCGGACAGAGACUCUCCGAGGACCGAGACGCUCACGGCUGUCGCGGCUCUAUGACACAAAGUGACUGGACUUUGUUUUUUUAAGCACAAAAUCAGCUUCUCCUUUUGAAGCGAAGAGAUUGUUACUUUUUAUGUUGUUGUUAUUUUGUACAUUUCGUCAUUAGAUUUAGUUUUAACGCUUUAAUGAUUUUAAAAAUGAAACCAAAGCCCGGAAGUGCCACUGUUCAUUCCUCACUGCACAACAUGCUGUUAAAUGAUUUAAAAAAACUCAUACUGCUCCCAGAAAAUCAUCACGUAUAGACAUCAUGUUCUGUUUUUAAAUCCUUAUUUUUGUUACAUCCUAUACAUAAAUACAUCAUUUGUUACUGAAGUAGAAAUUACGAUUGUUUACUGCCCUGAAACUGAUCAGUUACACUUUUUUUAUUACUAAUUUAUGUUUUGGUUUUUUGGUUUUUAAACCACAAACCCUUCAGCUGUUCCGUUACAAUCCUACUUGACUUUUAUUUCCUGUUGUUGUGCUUUUACAGUUUUCCACAGUAUAAAUUGUUAAUUUAUCAAAUUGAUUUCUUUCCCUUUCCAACUAAAACAUGUCAACUGAUGUUUUUACGAACAUUUCUUCCUUUUUUUUUACUAAUAAAUUCAUUUUUUGAAUAUA